CUAUCCCCAAAUUGAAAUUUAAAGUGAAAUUAGGGUUUAGCUCCCACUCAACACAAAAGAAAUAAGCUACUGCAAUCAAUCAACCAAAUUCCAUUUUGCAAAUAUUAAGAAAAACAAGAAGAUGAGCUCCCCUCCUUCUAGAGAAUAUUCUCCUGAUUGGCUUCGUGAUGCCAAGGCAUCAACUGCGACAACGUCGAUUUUCACAUUGUUGUCGUCCUCGAGUUCUGAUGAGGACGACGAAGAUGACAAACUUCCUAUUGGCUCUGUUAUCGGUACAACCACGUCAGUAGGUAGCAAGCCACGUAACGGUAAAAAUGAAUCCCCAGAGAAGUCUCUCCCGGCUGAUCUUCCUCGUGAACCUAAAACUUCAGUUUCGGAAACUUUUCUAUAUGAUUCUGACCAUGACCGACAUCCAAUGGAGGUAGAUGUUGAGGCAUCGUCUUUUAAGUUGGAAGAUACGGAAUCAAAAGCAAAGGGUCCGACAAAACAAGAGAAUGAUGACGAUAUGAAGGUUUUAGAAACAGAGAAAACUGAUAAGCAAACUGGAUCUUAUAUUUCAUCAUCAAGGUUGCCUUUGGUGCUUGCUGAUAAAGUCCAACGUACAAAGGUGCUUGUGGAGUGCGAGGGUGAAUCCAUUGAUCUAAGUGGUGAUUUAGGUACUGUUGGGAGAGUGGUCAUGUCAGAUUCCCUGUCUGGCAAUCAAGAUAUGCUUCUGGAUUUAAAAGGAACUAUCUACAAAACAACAAUAAUACCUUCAACAACCUUUUGCGUUGUUAACUUUGGCCAGUCAGAAGCAAAGAUAGAGGCAAUCAUGAAUGACUUUCUUCAGUUGAAGCCACAAUCGAAUGUUUAUGAAGCGGAGACUAUGGUAGAAGGAACACUGGAAGGAUUUUCAUUUGAUUCUGAAGAUGAAGGCGAUAAGCAAAAUAAUGUUCAAGUUGAUGAAAAUGACGGCGCUGAGCCACAUACUAAUGGGAAAGGGAAAGGGAAAGGAAAAUCUGAGAAAGCAUCUGAAGCCACAAAAAAGAAAGGAAAAGUGGCUGUGAAAAAGCCAGUAAAGAAAGUUAAACGAAAAGCUCCAGUUGCAAAGAAAACCAAGACAAAAAAAUGAGGGUUGCAGCAAGUGUUCGUAAUUAUGUUCUACCAUUAGAUAAACCACUAACCUGUCAUCUGCAGUUUACUCAUGUUUAAAACCGCUUAUCGAUGCUCCCAGGUCCUGUAGGUUACGAGAUGGGAAACUGUUAACAUUAAAUUAGGUAGGAGAGUGUAGCCUAUGAUGCUUUGUGGCACUUGGUGAUAGUGGAAAGAUAAAAUGCUUUUAUACACAUGUAUCUAUCUAUUUUGUAGUUUCAUCCACCUGUUUUUCAUUCCCUGUGUAAAUGACGAGCAUAAUUCUCAUGGCUUUAGCACAGCCUUAAACUUGGAUGCCGGCUAUUGAAUUCUUUGGUUUCA
Molecule: messenger RNA, 1452 nt
Organism: Erigeron canadensis
Lineage: Eukaryota; Viridiplantae; Streptophyta; Magnoliopsida; Asterales; Asteraceae
Product: DNA-binding protein BIN4
Exons: 13
Coding region: 122-1111 (329 amino acids)
Biological process (GO): chromosome organization; DNA endoreduplication
Cellular component (GO): nucleus; DNA topoisomerase type II (double strand cut, ATP-hydrolyzing) complex
Molecular function (GO): double-stranded DNA binding
Source: RefSeq, a predicted model, not a curated record